Messenger RNA from Ochotona princeps (American pika), 3080 nucleotides. Its product is annotated as zinc finger X-linked protein ZXDB. The transcript is spliced from 3 exons. Gene Ontology annotation, molecular function: transcription coregulator activity. The record is from RefSeq and is a predicted model, not a curated record. Gene Ontology annotation, cellular component: nucleus. NCBI's taxonomy places the organism in Eukaryota, Metazoa, Chordata, Mammalia, Lagomorpha, Ochotonidae. Bases 204 to 2648 code for a protein of 814 amino acids. Gene Ontology annotation, biological process: regulation of transcription by RNA polymerase II.
UUUUUAUCACGUGAAAAGCCACGGAGAGGCUGAAGUGUGUUCAGUUUGGUAUAUGCAGCGAGACGUGGAUUUAAGGCACUUUUAGCGGAGAGCUACCUACGUUUUGAAGCACCAUUAGCGAGAACGUGUUCGGGCCCGCGGCAGGGGGCGUGGUCGCGCCUCCUCCGCAGCUCCGGUUCCAGCCCAGCCUCACGGACUCCGAGAUGGAAAUCCCGAGGCCGCUCCCAGCUCACGGGACGCCACAGGGCGGCGGCGGCUGCGGCGCUAGCUCCGCGGGCGGCGUCCGGGUCCACCGAAGCCCCGACCUGUCGGCCGCCCAGACCCCGGCACGCCGCCUCCUGCUGCUCCGGGGCCCCCAAGAUGGCGGGCCCGGGCGGCGGCGCGAAGAGGCCCGCACGGCCUCACGGGGCCUGGGCUCGAGCCUGUUGGCGCCGAGGCCCGAUCACGUCGGCGGCGGCGGCGGCGGCGAGGACUUCUUCCUGGUUCUGCUCGACCCGGUGGGUGGCGACGUGGAGACCGCGGGCGCGGGUCAGGCCGCAGGGCCCGUGUGGAGGGAGGCGGCCGAGGUGGGCCCGGGGCCACAACGGGGCGAGAGCGGCGCGAGCCCUUCGGCCAGGCCCGUGCUGGGUGUCCGCUGCCUGUCGGCCACCCCCGCCCGGCCCCCGACCCCCGCCGCCGGCUCAGGCCCCGCGGCGGCCUUCGCGGGCACCAUCACUAUCCACAACCAGGACCUGCUGUUGCGCUUCGAGAACGGCGUCCUCACCCUGGCCACGCCCCCGCUGCCGGCUUGGGAGCCAGGGGUCGCGCCCGCCCCGCAGCCCGCAGAGCUGAUGGCCCCGCAAGCCGGGCUCCCGCACUCCACGCACUCCACGCAGCCUGGCGACUGCCCCGAGCUGCCGCCAGACCUGCUGCUGGCCGAGCCGGCGGAGCCUGCGCCUGCCCCGGCGCCCGAGGAGGAGGCGGAGAGCCAGGCCGCUGCGCAGAGCCCCCGAGGGACGCUGGGCCCAAGCCCGGGCAUGGUGCUGUACCUGUGCCCCGAGGCACAAUGUGGACAGACUUUCGCCAAGAAGCACCAGCUGAAGGUGCACCUGCUGACGCACAGCAGCAGCCAGGGCCAGAGGCCCUUCAAGUGUCCCUUGGGUGGCUGCGGCUGGACCUUCACCACCUCCUACAAGCUCAAGAGGCACCUGCAGUCUCACGACAAACUGCGUCCCUUCGGCUGCCCAGCGGAGGGCUGUGGCAAGAGCUUCACCACCGUGUACAACCUCAAGGCGCACAUGAAGGGCCAUGAGCAGGAGAACUCUUUCAAAUGCGAAGUGUGUGAGGAGAGCUUCCCCACCCAGGCCAAGCUCAGCGCCCAUCAGCGCAGCCACUUCGAGCCAGAGAGGCCCUACCAGUGUGCCUUUUCCGGCUGCAAGAAGACCUUCAUCACAGUGAGUGCCCUGUUCUCCCAUAACCGCGCCCAUUUCAGGGAGCAGGAACUCUUUUCCUGCUCUUUUCCUGGCUGCAGCAAACAGUACGACAAGGCCUGUAGGCUCAAGAUUCACCUGCGCAGCCACACGGGUGAGAGGCCCUUCCUCUGCGACUUUGAUGGCUGUGGCUGGAACUUCACCAGCAUGUCCAAACUCUUAAGGCACAAAAGGAAGCACGAUGAUGACCGGAGGUUCACGUGCCCCGUGGAAGGCUGUGGGAAAUCCUUCACCAGGGCCGAGCAUCUGAAAGGCCACAGCAUAACCCACCUGGGCACAAAACCUUUCGUGUGCCCUGUGGAAGGCUGCUGUGCCCGGUUCUCUGCCCGAAGCAGUCUCUACAUUCACUCCAAGAAACACCUGCAGGAUGUGGACACCUGGAAGAGCCGUUGUCCAGUGUCCACCUGCAAUAAGCUCUUCACCUCCAAGCACAGCAUGAAGACACACAUGGCCAAAAGGCAUAACCUUGGCCAGGAUCUCCUGGCUCAGCUGGAAGCCACAGAUUCUCUUACGCCCAGCAGCGAGCUCACCAGCCAGGGACAGAAUGAUCUCAGUGAUGCGGAGAUAGUGUCUCUCUUCUCCGACGCGCCUGGCAACAGUUCUGCCACGGUGCUGGACACGGCCUUAGUGAAUUCCGGAAUCUUGACCAUCGAUGUGGCCUCUGUGAGCUCCUCUCUGGCGGGGAGUCUCCCUGCCAACACCACUAACUCCUUGGGGCAGGCUGUGGACCCUCGUGCUUUGAUGGCCACCAGUGACCUUCCUCAAAGUCUGGAUACCUCUCUCUUUUUUGGAACAACGGCAGCCAGCUUUCAGCAGAGCUCCUUGGAUACCGAUGAUGUUGUCUCGAGUGCUGCUGCCGGGCCCUUGGGAUCCCUGGGCUCGUUGGCUAUGAAAACCUGCAGCCCGGAGCCCCAGGCCUUGACACCCAGCAGUAAGUUAACAGUGGACACAGAAGCUCUCACUCCUUCCAGCACCCUUUGUGAAAACAGUGUCUCGGAACUGCUGGCACCAACCAAAGCAGAUUGGAAUGUACAUCCUGACUCUGACUUCUUUGGACAGGAGGGACAAGCCCAAUUUGGAUUCUCCAACCCAGCAGGAAGCCAUGGUUCUCGAAAAGAAACAGAUCUUGCCACGGUGACUGGAAGCUCAUUUCUGUUGAACACGGCCCUGGACUACUAGUUUGGGGAUUUAAAUGCCGACCGUGAGUCUGGAACCAACAAGUUGUGUGAUCCUGAGCAAGCCACUUAACCUGUCUGAUCCUUCAGUUACGUAUUUAAAUGUAUUGUGGUUUGAAUUGGCUGUAUAUUCCGUUCCUUUUUUUCAUGAAUCUGUUGUAUUUCUGAAAAAACUUGAGCAUUUUUUUUACAGUGAUCAUUUAUUUUAAGUACUUCUAUUGUGAUGAUAAAUACGUCAACCCUUUGAGCAUUAAAUGGUGUUAGAUCUAGAAACUGUUGUUUUAUUAACUUGAAAAUGUAAUGGGAUUAGUACACAGUGCCAAAAUAAUUAAUCUUGUACUGGAUAUUAAUAGAGAAAUACUAAAGUAUUUUUGAUUCCUACUUUUUUUUUCAUUUUUUCCUACUCUGGCAUACUCAUAAAUUUAUCUGUUUUUAU